Molecule: messenger RNA, 3108 nt
Organism: Gopherus flavomarginatus (Mexican gopher tortoise)
Lineage: Eukaryota; Metazoa; Chordata; Testudines; Testudinidae
Product: GTPase IMAP family member 8-like
Exons: 5
Coding region: 246-1883 (545 amino acids)
Molecular function (GO): GTP binding
Source: RefSeq, a predicted model, not a curated record
CCUGGGAGGACGCUGCAGAGGCUGGAGGGAGCUCGGAGGCUACGGGAAAAGCAUCCGCUUGUUCUGCAAACCGAGGCGGCAGCACAGAGUGACCAGGAUGUCAUCCAGAUAGCACUGAGCUCCUGACAAGCCACACAAGAUCUGGUCCAUAGGCCUCUGGAAAAGGGCGAGAGCAGACGUUAUUCUGAAGGAAAUCCAGUGACAUACUGAGUAUUACAGUGAGAUUGAACAUCUUGCCUGUUAAAAUGUCUUUCCCCAUCACAUAUGGGCACCCUAAAGGGCCAGGGAGCGGCAGCCAACUCACUGGGGAAUCAGUUCUAAGGAUCAUCCUUGUCGGUAAGAGUGGAGCUGGGAAAAGUGCGACAGGAAACAUCAUCCUUGGGCAGGAGAAGUUUAAGUCCCCCGUACUGGUGGCAACACCCAUUAUUCAGACAUGUAGUGAAGGCAGCAGGACCUGGAAUGGAAGGAAGGUUGUGGUUAUCGACAUGCCUACUAUUUUUGACACCAAGGACGCUGAUGAACAAACCACCAGUGAGAUCAAUCGCGGUGUCAAGCUCUCCUCUGUAGACCCCUACGCUCUGGUACUGGUGACCCAGCUGGGCAAGUUCACUGAGGAAGACCAGCAUGCUGUGAGGAGAGUACAAGAGAUUUUUGGUCCCGAGGCCAUGAAGUACAUGAUCGUCUUAUUCACCUACAAAGAAGACUUAAGGAGUGGAGCCCUGGAGCAGUAUAUCUUCCACCAAGAUAACAAACCACUUCUGCAGCUGAUCCAACAGUGUGAUGGCCGAUACUGCGCUUUCAACAAUAAACCUACAAGGGAGGAAUGGGCUGCCCAGGUUGACGAGCUGCUGACUAGGAUUGCUCGUAUGGUGGAGGAGGGGAAUAAAUAUCAGGUGUGUAAAGCACCUGAGAAGCUUCAAAAAAAAGAUGAGAUGGAUAAAAGUAAAGAUGAGAUGGAUGAAGUGGAAGAUGGAAUGGAAAUGGGUAUGCAGGAAGGAUCUCAAGAGGAAGAGCACUCAUCCGGGGAACCAGGGCUGGGGAGCGGCAGCCGACUCACUGGGGAAUCAGACCUGAGGAUCAUCCUCGUCGGUAAGAGUGGAGGUGGCAAAAGUGCGACAGGAAACACCAUCCUUGGGCAGGAGAAGUUUAAGUCCGUACUGGAGGCAGUGCCCGUUACUCAGACAUGUAGCAAAGGCAGCAGGGACUGGAAUGGAAGGAAGGCUGUGGUUAUCGACACGCCUGCUAUUUUUGACACCAAGGACUCUGAUGAACAAACCAUCUGUGAGAUCUGUCGCUGCGUCGUGCUCUCCUCCCCAGGGCCCCACGCUCUGGUGCUGGUGACCCAGCUGGGCCGUUUCACUGAGGAAGACAGGCACGCCGUGCAGAGAGUACAAGAGAUUUUUGGCCCCGAAGCCUUGAAUUACAUGAUCAUUUUAUUCACCCGCAAAGAAGACUUACGGAGUGGAACCCUGGAGCAGUAUAUCUCCCACUCGGAUAACAAACAGCUUCAGGAGCUGAUCAAACAGUGUCAGGGCCGAUACUGCGCUUUCAACAAUAAAGCUACAAAGGAUGAACGGGCUGCCCAGGCUGAAGAGUUGAUGACUAGGAUUGCUCGUAUGGUGGAAGAGAAGAAAGACCAAUCAUUCUACACUAAUGAGGUGUAUGAAAAGGCUAAGAGUCUUCCAAAGGUAAAAGCCAUGUUUUGUGAGAAAGAUAAAAGAACACGUCAGUGUGUAAAAGGGGUGGCUGAGCUGAGAGAAUUGAUAAAAACGCAGAAAUCCUUUGAGAAAAAAACAAAGAAGCCUAGUUCCUGGAGUUGGCCUUUCUCAGUACCAAGUAUCUCAAUGCCAGAAUAUUCGUGGUUGAGAAAUGAUGGUAACUGAGCUACGUCUAUUUUCUGGUUCUCCUGUGGUUUUACCAGGCUUUGUAGUGGCUCAGGAAUUAGAGAUGGCAGGAAAAGAACUUUUUUUAUCUCUUCUUCUUAAGUAAAAUUUUCAAAGCGUCUCAUGGUGUAUCUACACAACAUUUUGGAGUGUGCGAGAGUACGUCUCUCAGCCCAGGUUGAUAAAAGCCCAACCAAACCCUUAGGCUCCAGAACCCGAGCUUUAGCUCGAGCUGAAGCUUCCCAGAGCUGUUGCUAAUGCUGGUUUUAGAGCACUAGUGUGAGUCCUGCUAGCCCAGGCGGUAAUGCUUGCUCCAAAAUGCUGUGCAGACGUACUCCAUGUGACUUCAGAGCCUGUGUCCUACUUUCUCCAGGUCUUGGGGGGCUGAGACUUCGGAGGAUUGUUCUCGACAGUAUCUACUCCAAUGUGUUCCAUUCAGUGUUAAACAAAUCACUAUUGGAAAUAAUCUUUGUUGAUUAAAGCCCUAUUAUCUGUUAAGAAAAUGUCCUGCUACCCUAAUUUGUUCUUUUCUUCAAUGUCACCCAGUUAUCCCUAUGUAUAAACUUUCAGCCCAUCCUAAACAAUUCAGUUCUUCCAAAUGCCCAACCCAUUUUACUGCUCUUCUCCAGCACCCUUGUAAUUCAUCUUUUCUGGUCGUGAAAUGCCAAGAUCUGAAAGUACCAUUCCAGGAGUGAUCACUCCAGGAGUUCAAGCCAGUCCUGUCACCUCCCUGCUCUGGGACAUGAUGGCUCUGCAGCCCAAAGGCAGAUUGGCUUUGUCUGCUAACACGUCACAUGACAAACUCUCCUGUCUAAUGUAUGGGAUGUGAGGGAAACACACAAUCUCUUAAAGUCAUUAAAAGAAUUUCACUGUUCCAUAGCUCUACGAAUUCCUAAGUCCUGCAUCUCUACAGCUCAUAUGUCCUCACCCUAUAUUAGUGCAGAGUGUUUGUUUAUACAGAGAUCAAUAAGUCAAACCAUUAAUUAGGAUUUGUUCUUUACUACUAUUAUGAACUGAGAAAUCUGUACCAAAGACAUCUUAUUGUGAAAAUGUGUCUUAGACUGUUUAAUUUUGAGUGGUUUAUUCUGCAGCAAUCUUUAGAGAUGUUGAAUUAUUUUAUAUUCAUGUUUUUGAUUUAUGAUGAUGAAAUUGAGCCUGUAAUCUAAGCUUCUGAUCUAUGAAAUAUUAGACAGGUGUAGUGAAAAAUAAAUGAAAUUACAAUUAA